Molecule: messenger RNA, 2048 nt
Organism: Polypterus senegalus (gray bichir)
Lineage: Eukaryota; Metazoa; Chordata; Cladistia; Polypteriformes; Polypteridae
Product: apoptosis-enhancing nuclease-like
Exons: 4
Coding region: 291-1370 (359 amino acids)
Cellular component (GO): nucleus
Molecular function (GO): nucleic acid binding; 3'-5'-RNA exonuclease activity
Source: RefSeq, a predicted model, not a curated record
AGCUUUUAUUUACAUAUUGUAUUCUACUGAAAAUUGGCCCGAACUGAAUGCGGACACGCUGUCUUUUAGGUCUUUCGGUACUAUCAAUAGUAAGCCUUAUAAGGAUUUAAAAGUUCGACGGGUGACUAUUACUAUAGGCUGUAAAAUAUUUCCAUGUAAUAUUGAUGGCGAGAAAAAGAAUCAGUACGUUUUGUAAAAUUAUUUUUCAUGUUGAAGAGCGUGGACUAUUGUGAUGCGGCGAAUGUAUCCAUGAAUUUUAGCUCUGUGUUACUACAAUUUGUAUGUAAGAGAUGCCGACUGCAAUCACGAUGAAACCACUGCCAGCUUUAGUCACACUUGUCCACCAACGGGACACCUUGGUCUCAUCUCACAAAGACCGAAGUGCAGCCAAUAGUAUGCCAUGCUUCCAGUCUUCUGUUGGUUUAACAGAAUGUCCCAAAGGAGUUAUGAAGCAGAAGAAGAGAUUUCAGAAGAGACAGCGCAUUAUGGAGCGCAAAGCAUUUUUAGAAAAAGUUGGUAUUUUAAAAGGCAGAGGCAAUACUGACAAGAUCAGCCAGGUGAACGGUGUAAAGAAAAAUUCAACAGAGUGUCUACCUGGCAAUGUUGUUAAAGCGGUGCCAGAAGAAAUGGCACAAAAUGGGAAAAUUGUGACAUCAUCAUCUAGACUCUGGGAGAGUAACACUGGAUUUUCUGCUGGAGUUCUACCUUCUAGUUACCCCAGUACACCUUGCCCUUUUCUGAUGCCCAGUAAGUUGGUCGCAGUUGACUGUGAAAUGGUUGGUACAGGGCCAAGAGGGUGCUGCAGUGAGCUGGCUCGAUGUAGCAUUGUUAGUUAUAAUGGAACUGUCUUAUAUGACAAAUAUAUCAAGCCCAAACAGCCAGUUGUGGAUUAUCGUACCCCCUGGAGUGGCAUAUGGAGUCAUCACUUAAAAAACGCCAUUCCUUUCAAUGAAGCAAAAAAUGAGAUCCUGCAAAUAUUAAACGGAAAAGUAGUGGUUGGACAUGCUCUGCAUAAUGAUUUUAGGGUAUUAGGUUAUUUUCAUCCAAAGCAUCUAAUAAGGGACACCAGCAAGCAGAAGUUUCUUCUACUGAAAGCCGGGUUCCCAGGAAAGCAAUCUGUAUCACUUCGGAAACUAGCAAAGGAAUUGCUACAUCAAAAUAUCCAGUGUGGUAGUAAUGGUCAUUGCUCAGUACAGGAUGCCAGAGCAGCCAUGGAACUCUACAAACUUGUAGAAGCCCAGUGGGAGGCAGAAGUUCAAUUGAAAGUGGCAAUGGGUGCAUAUGAACUUUCGAUUGACCAUAAUGAAUCUUCCAGUCAUUACAUGGAUGACAAGUACUGGCCAGAAGACUUAAAUAAAGACAGCAUUUAAAGUCCAGGGUCAUUGCUGUUGGAAGGUUGUUGAUUUGGAGAAACCUUCUGCCUAUUGAGGCUUUUCAGUUUUAGGCAAAAGUUUGCCUAACUACACUAUACCAUUUUCUUUUGAAGCACCUGGAACCAAGCUAAACUUUUACAUUGCAACAUACAUUCAUGUGUUGAAUUUUACUAGAAUACCAUGUGUCUCUUGGUUGAAUUUUGCAAUUUCAUUAAUGUAGUGUUUUAAAAAAAAAAAAAAUGGAUGCAAAGUUUUUGCUAAUACUUUCCCAGUCUUCUCCGUAGGAUAGUUUAAUGAAAAAAGUGGCAAAUAAUGAAAGAAGCCAACGUAUAUUAGAAUUUCAUUAUUUGUGAAGAAAAAAGCUUCAUUCAAAAAGUUCAGAUUGUCUUUAUUCUGCACUGACAGGGUCUGUUCAGUGUUUCUGAUUAACUGAUUUCCUUGCUGCAAGUUCUUAAAUUUAAUUCAAGAGGAUUGGGACCUGUGAUGAUUUUACUGGUGCUGAAUGAACAAGCCAAAUACUAGCCUGAUGAGUGUGUAAGAAUUAAUUUAUUUUUAAUGUGAUGGAAAAUAGUUAAUUUGAAACUUGAACAUAGAUAAUGCUGCUGUGUAACUACAUCACUAGCUUUUGAAAUGUUUAUUUAUGGAUGGUGUUUGUCAAAUGAAAAUUUCAGGCCU